AUGUCAAUCGAAAUUGUCCCCAACCAACUUCGACACUUGAGGGCUUGCCUGCUCUGUUCUCUUGUUAAGACUCUUGAGCAGUUUGAGAUGGAUGGAUGUGAAAAUUGUGAGAAGUAUCUGCAUAUGAAAAACAACAGGGAUCAUGUGUACGACUACACUAGUUCCAGUUUUGACGGGUUGAUAGCAAUGAUGAGUCCUGGAGACAGCUGGGUGGCUAAAUGGCAACGGAUUGAUAAGUAUGUAAAAGGUGUGUACGCUGUAUCAGUGUCAGGAAAGCUACCAAACAAUGUGAUCAGUGAUUUGAAAAGCAAAGGGGUGCACUGCAGGUCAAGAGACACCAGCACCAGUUUUGUCAAAUAA
Messenger RNA from Helobdella robusta, 360 nucleotides. RefSeq lists its product as hypothetical. Gene Ontology annotation, molecular function: zinc ion binding; RNA polymerase II complex binding. The transcript is spliced from 4 exons. Lineage: Eukaryota; Metazoa; Annelida; Clitellata; Rhynchobdellida; Glossiphoniidae. Bases 1 to 360 code for a protein of 119 amino acids. The record is from RefSeq and is a predicted model, not a curated record. Gene Ontology annotation, cellular component: DSIF complex; nucleus. Gene Ontology annotation, biological process: chromatin organization; regulation of transcription elongation by RNA polymerase II; mRNA processing.